Molecule: messenger RNA, 876 nt
Organism: Aphanomyces astaci
Lineage: Eukaryota; Oomycota; Saprolegniomycetes; Saprolegniales; Verrucalvaceae
Exons: 1
Coding region: 18-665 (215 amino acids)
Source: RefSeq, a predicted model, not a curated record
UUCAUGGAUAAGAUAUCAUGAUGCAGCAUGGCUUGCUCAAGGAAGGACCCCACGCCAAGGCCGAAGGACGAGGAGAUGUUAGCGGUGGGGGCAACCGAUCUGCAGACACCACCCCAAACCACACCACGCCCAUGUUUCGUCCGCGCUACUACUCCUCCACGACACAUGUUCCCAAGGGAUCCACUGCGAACCACGCAGCUCACAGACCAGUAUACCAUGGUCAUCAACCACCAGUUGAUCCAACGUCUCCGACGUCUGUGUACAACUCGAGGCGGCGGGAAGGUUUGCUGGCGUCGCAUGUUCCUUUCCAUGAUACAUUGCCGCCAUCCUCAACACAGCCCCCUCCCGCGUUUCAUUCAAGUGAAGACUUCCGCCAACGGGUCGCAGCCGACAUGCGCAUCAGUAACACGACGUGGCGAGAUGAAUGCACAGACCAAGAGCGUGAGAGCAACCGGUGCCGAAUAGUGACCGCCCUGCGCAACCACGCGCCAACGUAUGAGGAACUGCUCGUCAUUGUGUCUGCGAUCGACGAAGAAUUGCUGCAUAUCACCAGUCGUGCAAAGCUGCAGUAUUUUGACAGCGCCAUGGACUUUCAUCGGACGCUUGCGUCGGGAUGCACCGCGUCCUCGACUAUACCGCUUCAUCGCGGCAAUGGUCUGCGGUGAACUGCAUGGCUACCUUAGGCGGCUACGGUUCCGGUGCAACCACUUAUGGCAAACCCCAGGGCGUAUUCGACAAACCUUGAAUCUUUCUACACGUUUUCGCAGUUAAAGUGGACCAAUGUGCCGUUAUGCGUGAUCAUAGCAUUGAUUGAGACCCAAGAGACAUCACCACAGUUUUUGGUCACGUCCUUCAUAUUCCAGUACAUGAUAUCGC